Marchantia polymorpha subsp. ruderalis is the source of this 3667-nucleotide messenger RNA. The record is from the annotation of a GenBank genome assembly. NCBI's taxonomy places the organism in Eukaryota, Viridiplantae, Streptophyta, Marchantiopsida, Marchantiales, Marchantiaceae.
CACUUGUUCGCCCAUGGAGGUACCAGAGCCAGAUGGCAACCACGGAAAGGCGAUUUUACCAAGAGUGGAAAGUGCCCUGAUGACGAGGAUUUACGGCUAAACAUGCCAGCGGCUUGCUAGAGUUUGAACCAAGUUGACAGGCAGUGCAGGUGGCCUGGAGGUGGGAAUGGGGUCAUCCGUCCAUGGCUUUUGGAGCCCGGCUGGAGCAGCAGCUCAUGGAUCUCAAUCUUAAAAAUACCUGCCUGGACGGAAGGGCUAAAUACAAAGAACAGCAAAGGUGCAAGAAACUUUGCCAUCUAGUUCUCCCUCUUCAGGCAGUACCCGCAGAAGCCAACCACAAGUAGAUGUAGAAGCUGCAGCUGGUGAAGAAGAGUCGAUAGAAGGACAAACCUACAUAACCCGAGGCAGAAGAAGCAGCUCUUGGGGAGAGCUUGAACUAGGAAUGAAAAGAGAAACAACGGCAACAGCAACUAGAAACUUCAGCUGGGCGUUGUGAGUUGCUUGACGAAAGUUUGGGUUUCGACAGAUGCAGCUUUGGCAGCUGCUAGUGGUGGUGUGUGCUUGGUGGUGGUGGUCCGUGCUCAUCUUCACAACUUGGACUGGCGGGCAGGUUCAGGGGGCAAACACUACCCUGAGAAUUGGUGCAUUGUUUGCCUACAACACCUCCAUCGGCAACGAGGCACGCACUGCUAUCACCCUCGCCGUGCAGGAUGUCAAUGCCAAUGACACGAUUCUCAAAGACAUCAAGCUGGAGAUACGCACCUCCGAUUCGAAUUGCACCUCCUUUCAAGGGGCCGCUGCUGCUGUGGAUAUGCUAAAGACCAAUGUUGUCGCUAUCGUCGGUCCCCAGACAUCGGAGGUAGCUCAGUUUACGGCGGACCUUGCCAGUGCAACGCAAGUUCCUCUUGUAUCUUUUUCGGCAACAGAUCCGAGCCUGACAGAAGGCUCGAAUCACUAUUUUGUGCGCACGGUGCACAACGAUGCUGUCCAAAUGGCUGCAAUUGCAGCAGUAAUCGAAUUGUAUGGUUGGCGGGAGGUCACGGCCAUAUCAACAAAUGACUACGUCGGGGUUAACAGCAUCGAUGCGCUGAGUGAUUCCUUGCAGCUGGUUGGUGCCACGCUUGGAUUCAAGACUUUAAUCAGUCCUGAUGUCGAGAAGAAAGACAUGAUUCCUGUCAUGACGGAAUUGUCACUAUUGGAGUCCCGAGUAUUUGUCGUCCACGUGCAACCCAGAAUUGCUCGCAUGUUUUUUUCCACUGCUCGCUCCAUGGCAAUGAUGACCACAGGCUGCGUCUGGAUACUAAGCGAAGCUACCACAGGUCUACUGGACGAUUUGCCCUCGACCGACUCAAUCUGGGCCUCAUUGCAAGGUGUCGUCGGUGUUCGAGCUUACGUACCUUCCACUCCUGAGCUAGAUUCCUUCCAUGCUAGAUUCAAACAGUACAUGCAAUCCUCUGCGACGUCCUCUUUAUUGAGCAACAGAGCUGUCAUGAAUCUGUAUGGUUUGUAUGCAUAUGAUGCCGUGUGGAUGGUCGCACAUGCCAUUGAGAACUUUGUGAAUCACGGUGGCAACUUCAGCUUCAUCCCGCGGCCUCCCAUAGCUGACGAUGCUGGAGGCACAACGGAACUUGCGAGUUUGAAAAUACUGGAGGACGGUGAUGCAUUCAUGGAGCAACUGAAGAGUACUCAGUUUGAAGGUCUGAGCGGUCCGAUUGGCUUAAAUAAGUUUGGAGAUCUGGAGCAUACUGAUUAUGAGAUUGUCAACAUCUUUGGGACAGCGCAGCGUGUGGUUGGCUACUGGAAUAAUGAAACAGGCUUCUCUCAGAACCCAUUCGUUUUCAAUUCGUCAGCUCCACCAAGCCCAAGUCGCCCUCCCUCCAGCAGAGCUGCAGAACCUCCUCCCCCAAAGUUACAAGAUGUGAUUUGGCCUGGCGGAACUGCCCAGGUGCCGAAAGGCUGGGUAGUACCAAAGAAUGGCAAGCCGUUAUUAAUAGGCGUGCCUUACAAAGUCGGCUACAGAGAAUUUGUGGAUAUAAACCCCAAUCGCACCAUGUUCCAUGGGUUCUGCAUCGAAGUCUUUCAGGCCGCUCUCACCUUUCUUCCGUACUCUGUCUCCUAUAAAUUUGAAGUUUACGGAAAUGGCACUAACACUCCUAAUUACGAUGAUCUGGUGGAGGAAAUCGUCAACAAGAGAUAUGAUGCAGUUGUCGGAGACGUAACGAUAACCACCAAGCGCUCGAAAACCGUAGAUUUCACACAGCCUUACUCUGCAUCUGGGUUGGUCGUCGUUGUGCCAACCAAGAGUGGUGGAAGCAAUCAUGCUUGGGCAUUCAUGCGUCCCUUUACUCCACUCAUGUGGUGUACAACUGGUCUCUUUUUCCUAUUUACUGGGCUUGCUCUGUGGAUUUUGGAACACAAGAAGAACCGUGAUUUUCGAGGGCGACCGAAAAAGCAGCUUGUCACAACUCUCUGGUUUAUAUUUUCAACUCUGUUUUUUUCUCAACGGGAAAAAAUCAAGAGCACUCUGGGUAGAGCUGUUUUAAUAAUCUGGUUAUUUGUUGUUCUCAUCGUCACCUCUAGUUACACUGCUAGUCUUACGUCGAUCCUUACCGUUCAACAGCUGUUUCCAACCAUACAGGGAAUAGCAGGCCUAGUGACAAGCAACGUAGCAAUUGGCUACCAAGCAGGAUCUUUUGUUGCGGAGUAUCUGCAACAGCUGAAUGUGCCCAAGGAAAGGCUGGUUCCCUUAGGGACAAUGUCAGAAUAUGCUGAUGCAUUGCAAAAGGGACUCGUAGGUGCUAUUGUGGAUGAGUUGCCAUAUGUACAAGUCUUUUUGUCUUCGGAAUGUGCAUUUAUGAUCGCCGGGCAGGAGUUUACAAAAAGCGGAUGGGGAUUCGAGUUUGACAAAAGCGGAUGGGGAUUCGCAUUUCCCAAGGGCUCACAGCUAGCUGUUGACAUGUCGACAGCAAUCUUGGCCUUGGCUGAAAACGGUGACCUUCAAAAGAUCCACGACUACUGGCUGAACGCUCACGACUGUACUUCGCCAGGUUUAGUAGUAGACCCCAACGACAACGAGCUUGGAUUGAACACUUUCUGGGGCCUGUUCCUGAUAACGGGCACAGCAUCGAUAUUCUGCGUUGUGUUGUACUACUCGCGGUUAAUAUGGCAACAUCACAAAACCUACAGAGAUGAAGAAUUUUCCGAGUCAGAAACCCUCUCGUCCCGAGCAUCUCGAGGCAGAAGCUUUUUGCGGUCACUAGUCUCGUUUAUCGAAGAAGCCGAAGUCGCUGCAACUGUGGCAAGAGCCGACGCUUCAGCAAACAACUCGCAGCGGAAACACAGGGAUCGAAGGAGGAGUAGAUCAAGUUUUGGGGAUGAGCGUGUAGGCUCUGGACGUUCUGAUAUUCCAGACCACCAUGAACAUCCUGAUCAUGCAUCUGAUCGGCAUAACCAUGUAAUGGACAGAAAUAGUGUCAUUUGAAUAUAGAUAGUGUACCCUGUACAGUUACUGAAUGCAAUUCUGUAUCUCAGCCACCACCAUCAUUCUCCUCUUCGAUUAUUGAUUAUAGCUCUUGUAUAAGAAUUUUUUCAGCUUAUGUUUGCUGAAUGUAAUGUUUGCCUCUGUAUUAUGUCUCAUUGAUUGUUCGCUUUCAACGGCAAGAGAAAU